Molecule: messenger RNA, 2189 nt
Organism: Acromyrmex echinatior (Panamanian leafcutter ant)
Lineage: Eukaryota; Metazoa; Arthropoda; Insecta; Hymenoptera; Formicidae
Product: cyclic GMP-AMP phosphodiesterase SMPDL3A
Molecular function (GO): phosphoric diester hydrolase activity
Source: RefSeq, a predicted model, not a curated record
UUUAUAAGCUGCGAUCGUAAAUCCGCUCGCGCGAUCGGUAGAAAAAGGAAGGAAAAAGGUGUGUGUAGGUGUACCGAGUGUGUACGUGUGUUCUUCGGUAUGACCAGUCACGAGUGAGAGGCUCCCGGUACCCGACAUCCAUUCUCGCGGAAUCACACGAACACGUGCGAUUCCGGAAAGAUGAUACGCGACUACCUGAUACUGCUCUCAUGGCUCUGCGCGGUGCAAGGGAAGAUAGGAUAUUUCUGGCAUAUCACCGAUAUUCAUUACGACCCAAAAUAUGCUGUGCAAGGAAAUACACCUAGUAAUACCAAGUGCUGGAACAUGAGAAACCUCGUCGAUGGCGGACGUAUGAGGCUCGACAGAAAACUGGCGGGCAAGUUUGGCGACUACAGCUGCGACUCGCCCUGGGCUUUGAUCGAAUCGGCAGCACGGGCGAUGAGAUCGAAGCAUGGCGAUAUCGAAUUUGUUCUGUGGACGGGUGACGCGCUGACGCGCAAUGCCGGCAUGAACGCCGAGCUGCGUCUGCAGUGUUUGCGGAAUUUGACCGAACUGUUGCAUCGCACGUUUAAAGGACAAUUCGUGUUCCCCGCACUCGGCCACGAAGACAUAGGCCUGAAUUAUACGCAGCUCGCUUCCGUCUGGCAAAAUUGGCUACCACCGGAAGCGGUGGAUACUUUUGUAAAGGCCGGCUACUAUACGAUCGAGCAGCGCUCGAAAAAAUAUCGGAUCGUCUUCCUUAAUACGAAUUUGUGGCUGAACCCAGUCGACAGCCGUAUGCUGCAUCGCUCUGGAAGCAGUACGGUCGAUAACACGCAGGAUCCCUUCGGCCAAUGGUCCUGGUUCCAGUCGGUCCUCGAGAAUGCGCGGAAGAAGAAGGAGACGGUGUACAUAGUCGGCCACACACCGCCGGGGGUAGACGACCACGAAAGCGGCGCCGCGGCGCUCAACGAGAGGCACAACACCAAAUAUCUGCAGGUAGUCCGGCUCUACUCGGACAUCAUUCGAGGACAGUUCUUUGGCCACUGGCAUUCGGAUACGUUCCGCGUGAUAUACAGCGACACAGGUCUACCCGUAUCUUGGAUAAUGAUGGCUCCCAGCGUAACGCCGAACACCGUCGGGGGGCCCAACAACCCGGGUUUGCGACUCUACAAGUUCGAAACUAACACCGGACAGAUUCUGGAUUACACGCAGUACUAUCUUAAUCUGCCCGAAGCGAAUUCAAUUGGCAAAGCGAACUGGAUAGUCGAGUACUCGCUGCUCGACUAUUAUGAGCUGGAUGAGAUAACGGCGAUCACUCUUCACGAUCUGGCGGACCGGUUUACGCAGUCGAAUGAUUACGCCUUCGUCAGGUAUUACGCGGCCAACACGGUCUCGCUGCCGCGCGAGGUAGAGCAAAUCUGGGGCUGUGGCGGUCCUCUCAACGGAGUCUGUGCGCUGCAUCAUUACUGCACUGUGACGAGGCUAAAUCCCGAGUCCUACAGGGAGUGCUAUUCAUCCUACGCUUAUGCCCUGGCGUCCACGGGACACUCUACCGUACGCCUCUACUUUGCGUUGCAUCUGCUGGUCCUGUUGAUUUGCGCUGAGGUUCUGAACGACCGGUAGGAUGAGCGAGACCAAAGGACUCCUGAUAACGCGGAUUGUAACCCGCGUCGGCCCUCCACAACGACGGUCCGCGUCUUUUCUCUGGCAGAAUCCAAUCGAGACGCACCAUCGAUCGGCUACGGAUCGGAUCGGUCGAGGAGUGGUCUACGAAUUAAGGCGAAUGCGUCUAGCGAUACGGCAUUACGCCGCCCGGUGUGUCAUCUACUUUGUCUAUGUCUCUGUCGUGUCUCCGUCUUCUCCUUGUCGCGCCACCGAAAUUGUUCAGGUGCUCUCUCUCGUUCCGUCGUGUUUGGUGUUGCGUGUGUGUUCGCCGGUACAUGGUUUUCAUGUGAGGCUGUAAAAUCCGAAUUCCGGAUGAGAUAUUCAACAGAUAUCCAGAAUACUCGGACGCCGCCGCAAUUCAGCUUUGAAAUUGAGAUAUCCGAAUAAUUCGGGUAAUACGAUUAUUCGAAUAAUUCCAGUAAUUUGGACAAUUCGGAUAAGUCGGAUAAUUUGAGUAAUUUGGAUAAUUCGUAUACUGAAAUAAUUCAAAUAAUAUUUGAAUUAGAAUACGGUAAAUAACAAUUUAUUACUUCCCCUUCUCC